AUGCUGCUGUUCGCCAAGUCUGUACUGAUGAUAAUCAGCUUCGAUGCUAUUGUAGACACGUAUCUCUUGAAGGGUGCUCUUGCCAUCCGUCUCAACUCCGAGGUUGCUGCUCUUCGUCACUGGCAGCAAGUUCUUUCAACUGGUAACGAGGUCGCCUGGCUUGGCUCUGCUUCCAUCGAAGAGGUCAGCGCGUUCAUGCUGUUGUGCACGUUUCUACUCAUGCGUAUGCAGCGUCUCGCUUUUCGGGAGGUUCUUUGCGAUCGUUUACACGCACAGGGCAGCGUAUUGCAGGCAUCCGAUGUCGCCAAUACGUCCACAGGCAUAUGCACGAGCGCGCAAGCUUCUCUGCGCAGAAAUGUCAAUUCUCCACGCUCCUCGUUGGACACUCCUUCGGCCCCACCGCAAUCGCCUCGUCCUACACCCCAGUCUCCGUCAACUUUUUCAUCGCCUGGCUUUCCUGAUCCUCACGACGCAAGACUGGCGGCCGCAGGCGUCGUCUCGUAUGCACCGCCGCCUCGAGCCGGUGUUGGCUAUAGGCCGAGCAAUCUUCCUGCAGACUACGAAUGUAGGGGCGAUCGUUCUAAUCACGCGUGGUACGUUGCGUGGAAGAGCCGCCGGCCGGGGAUCUACUGCAACUGGGAUCAUGUUGAAGCUGCUCAUGGGAAUUGUGGCCGCAAGCGUCUCGCUGAGGGUCAUAUGACGUACGCUGCAGCCAUUCAGCAGUGGGUCAAGCUUCGUGACGCGGAUGAAAUCAAGCGCUGGGCCUAA
Molecule: messenger RNA, 768 nt
Organism: Peniophora sp. CBMAI 1063
Lineage: Eukaryota; Fungi; Basidiomycota; Agaricomycetes; Russulales; Peniophoraceae
Source: the annotation of a GenBank genome assembly